Molecule: messenger RNA, 2926 nt
Organism: Malurus melanocephalus (red-backed fairy wren)
Lineage: Eukaryota; Metazoa; Chordata; Aves; Passeriformes; Maluridae
Gene: WDR77
Product: WD repeat domain 77
Exons: 8
Coding region: 125-1039 (304 amino acids)
Biological process (GO): oocyte axis specification
Cellular component (GO): methylosome
Molecular function (GO): protein binding
Source: RefSeq, a predicted model, not a curated record
CGGCGGGAGACACGUGGGGGCGCGGCCGGCCCCGCUCCGCUCCGCUCCCCUCAGCCCCGCUCCGCUCCCCUCAGCCCCGCUCCGCUCCCCUCAGCCCCGCUCCGCUCCGCUCCGCUCCGCCGCCAUGGAGGAGCCGCUGCCGCCGCCGCCGCUGCCGCUGGCCCUGGCCCAGGCGGCCCCGCCGCCCGCCCCGCCCGACCCCGCCGCUCCCGCCGCCUCGGUGGAUGGGGAACCCGCGGCCGCCCCCGAGUGGAACAUCCCGCCCAGCGCGCCCGCCUGCAUGGAGCGGCACCUGGAGCGGGCGCACUACCGCGCAGACGGGGCCCUGCUGCUGGGCGCCUCCGGGCUCAACGGGCGCUGCUGGACCGGCUCGCUGUGGGUGUUCGCCGAGCCCCGGCGCGCUCCCAGCGAGGGCUUCUGCACCGCCGGCGUGCAGACCGAGGCGGGGGUCGCCGACCUGUGCUGGGUGGCUGACAGGGGCAUCCUGGUGGCCUCCGACUCCGCUCACUCCGAUGCAGUGACAUGUGUGGCUUCCUGUCCUGGUAAGGACACUGUGUUCCUGUCCUGUGCUGAGGACAACAGAAUUUUACUCUGGGACACCAGAUGCCCCAAACCAGCUACCCGAAUUGUUUGCAGUGCCUGUAAUCACCUCCCUACCUCAGUCAUGUGGCAUCCACAGAAAAGCGACGUCUUUGUCUUGGGUGAUGAAAGUGGAGCAGUUGCACUGGUGGACACAAAGAACCCUGACUCUGCCCUCAGCGCCGCCGUGCACGUCCGCAGCAUCACAGGCUUUGCUUUCUCUGCACACAGCUCACCCUUACUGGCUACAAUCAGUGAAGACUGUUCAGUUGCUGUUCUUGACUCAGACCUCUCUGAGGUGUUCAGAGACCGCUCUCAUCGAGACUUUGUAAAAGGCUUGUCCUGGUCUCCUUCAGAUGAUGCCUUGCUCACUACAGUUGGAUGGGAUCAUCAGGUUUUACAUCACACUGUCCCCAUCCCAGCUGGUGAAGCUUCUGGAAUCAACUGUGUAAAAGAAUAGUUUUAUAAACUCAUGGUCCAAGUUCCUUGCUGGCAUCACUUUGAUUCUGCUGAAGUCGAAGGUGUGUGGACUGCAGUGGGGAUGCUCUAUUGUCUGCCUCGAAGCUUGUGGCUGAGAAGGUUCCUGUAGUAAUUUUGAAUUAGGCUUAAGUUAGUUUCAAACCAAGCUUUACCCUCUUCUCAGGAGUAGCUUCUCCUGUAAUAAAGGACUUUGGUUUUACCCAGAAAUAAAUUGACUUCAGGCACAGAGGAGACUUGGAGAGAUGGGGAAUUAGGUGUAAUGAAAAAAGAAAUAAAGUCAAAAAGACUUGAUUCCUUCCUCAGUUCUCCCACUACCCAUGGAAUUAAUAGAAACCUUUGGAGGAGGUUAGCAACACACCUCUUUUUGGGUAGAUGUGAGAGCAAAGUUCUUUGCUSUGUAAAUCAGGUGGAAUGAAAAGACCUGUUGGGAUUUAAGGACUCGAGGGGUUCCUGUAUUGUCCUUAAUGCAGCAAGGGGUGAGGAUUGGGCCUCAGCACCAGUGAGGAGCCUCUGGUGAGCACUGGACACGGGUGUGCAGUGCCAGAGUUUGRUGUCAGGAUCCCUGUAAUGAACAUUUGGGAUGGUGCUGAAAUGCUGGGAUGUCCCARGGCAGGGAGCCAGGAGGGAAUGGGUGCUGAACUCUUUGACACCACAUUYCAUCUCCUCUGUGCUGAAGGCAACUUAAGGAUCAGACCUUGAACAAAAGGUUUACGUGAGGGAAAACUGGCCUAAGGACUUCAGUUGUCAUUUGCUUGYUCCUGUACCAGACUCUGCUUAGUGAUAAACCAGAUCCAUGCACUUGUGCUGAGUGACUUCUUGUGCUGGUGACAGGGGACAGGACAUUUCCCUGCUCCCCAAACAGACUCCACAGAACCCCUGAGGUGUUUUUGUCAAACACCAYGUACAUUUUUAACUCACCUGUUUCCCCUGGAAUACACUUCCCUGGAAAAAGUCAUUGCUCUGCAUGCAUUGCUGCUGCUCUAGACAGACCUUGGUCUGGCCUAGUAUUUCCUAGAUAGAAUUAAGCAAGUCCUGACUAAUGACACAAAAAUACUGUUGAAAUGAAUGUUACCCCUGGUUCUUUAGCAUGAUGGCAGCAYUUAAAUGUACACUGCUUCCAGUUUUUCUCUCUGCAUACACAUAGGUUUAGUUGUGCAAAGCCCACAAUUAAUUUUUAGGCAGACUAAGCUUUUCCAGGCUCUGUACUUCUCUCAUACUCUUUGUAAAGCCCACUUGCUGCUUUUUUAAAUCCCGUGUCAUACAGGUGUUCASAGAGCAACUUCCUGUUCUAGAGCAGUGUAUGACAAGAAGGUAAAUGAUGAUAAAAACUGACACAUUUCCCCAGAAAUACCCCUUGAACCAAAGUUCCCUUAGGGACUUCUGAUGCUGUACUGAAACAGUUCUUGUGCUGGUUCUGAAAAAGUUGUCUUGGAAGAUGGUUUUCAUUUGUAACUGGGUAUAAGUUUCACUGGGCCACUUCUGUAGCAUUGGAGAGCCAGCUGAGAUCAUCCACACAGUUAAAGUUGUGAUUUCAGUCCCUGAUAUUAAAACUGUUCUUAAAUAAAAGUUCACCGUAUUCCUSUUCAAUGCCAGGGUACUACAGAUCUUCAGCACUAGCUCAAGGCAGGCUCUGGGUCCUGCUUGCUUUCAGGAAACUUUUCUUUGUAAAACUUUUUUUUCCAUUGGGUUUUCAUCAUGGCACAGCUACAAAGAAAAGUUUGAACUGUCAAACAUUAAACCACACUCAGUGUCCCACGUGAGUAAAACAAUAGUCCAUAGCAAAUGAUUCCUGGUGGAUGGUGAAGCCUGUACGGACAGCAGGUCACUGGUGAUGUAUUAACUCUGUUUUUACAAUUAAAGACUGAAA